Molecule: messenger RNA, 489 nt
Organism: Oppiella nova
Lineage: Eukaryota; Metazoa; Arthropoda; Arachnida; Sarcoptiformes; Oppiidae
Source: the annotation of a GenBank genome assembly
GCAUUGAAUGCAUGUUUUGAAUUGAGUUGACAUUGAUUUGCGGUUUAAUUGAUAAUUGAAUUGCAUUUCAAUCACAAUAUGAAUGAAAAUAUAUUUCAAUCAAAAUUUAUGCGAAAAAGCAUUCAUUUAAACAAAAGUCAUUCAAAUGAAGACGACGACCUCUUCAGCGAAGAAUCGGACAGCGAUUCCGACUCUGAGGUGGAGACCAAAGACGAGAUGCCAUUCAUAAUAGACUCGAAACCAGAAGAUAAUAUUCAACUGAAGCCCAAACGCGUGGACAAGAAAGCGAUUUUGGGAUCAGAAUUGAAUUGCUCGACAAAAGUGACUCCAUAUCUGACCAAAGAUCAGACGCCAGAGGAAUCAUUUCGACUGUUGAACGAUAUGUCGAUGAAGACAAUGGACGACUCGUUGAGUGAGAAGUGUGUCAUAAAAGCGGGUUUUGAACAAAACUAUUGCAUUAAAGCCUUUCGGAUGAGUCGUCGGAUGAGA